GGAAUCCUUAACCUAGGAAUACGAGGUUAGGAGGAGUAGGAAUCCGACUCCCUAGGCUUGCUGUUCAAGCCACCCUCAUAAAUGAUGACAUACAAAGCUAUGUACAAAGCCAGAUCAGGCUUUCAGAAUCUGCCUCGUGUAGGAAGCCGGUGGAAUGUGCUUUUCGUAUUCGUUGACGAAGAGUUCAACAGCGAAUGUGCUUAUCUUGAUACAUGGCUUCGCUGGGUUUGUUGUCAGAUCGAUGCACUCAAAUGUUGUCGUGAUCGUAUCACUCUACGAAAAACACCCGCAUCAAUUCAGACAACACUCAACGAGACACACGCUAGGGUCUUGGAGUAGAUUACCGCGAAGACAGGCUUGAUUUGCUACAACAAAGCUUUGCACGGG
This is a messenger RNA of Microdochium trichocladiopsis, 387 nucleotides long. RefSeq lists its product as uncharacterized. The record is from RefSeq and is a predicted model, not a curated record. The transcript is spliced from 2 exons. NCBI's taxonomy places the organism in Eukaryota, Fungi, Ascomycota, Sordariomycetes, Xylariales, Microdochiaceae. Bases 82 to 339 code for a protein of 85 amino acids.